AUGAACCCCAACCCUCUCAUCUAUUGCACCUGCUUGGACCCCUGGAACUUGGGACCACGGAAGCUAAUCAAGACCCCUCGGCCACCAAAUAAGGCCCCCACAGGGAGGUCCAAGCUAGCUCCCCUUCUACCAGCUUCAAAACAAUACAAUCACCUCCAACCAACAAAACCUGUUGUUGCCCCGAAAGCGAAAUUCCAUUUAGGAAGGCAAGAGGAGAGCAAUAAAUCAUCUUAUGAAGUGAUCGACGUGUCACCCGGCUAUCAACUCUUUCGGAAUCGGGAGCAGAUUUCCGUCACCUUGGGGGACGAGAUGUUCGAUGGGAAAAAGCAGCUGGAAUCAGAGAUCAUGGACAAAGUCAAAAUUUCCAGGACUGAUAUUGUUUCUGACCUAGAAGAGCAGAUCUCAGAGCUGACAGCAAUAAUAGAACAAAUGAACAGAGACCACCAGUCUGCCCAGAAAUUGCUCUCUAAUGAAAUGGAUCUGCGCUGUGCUGAGAUGAAACAGAACUUUGAAAACAAGAACAGGGAGCUCAAAGAGGCUCACAAAACGGAGGUCACUGAGUUGGAGAACAAAUUCAGAGCAGCCUUGAAGGAGGAGAAGUUGGCCGCCCAAAAGAAGCUAGAGGAGAUGGAAAAGGAAUAUAAGUAUUUGAAGAAUAUGUUUCAUAUGUAUCAGGAUAGCAUUUAUGAUGAAAUGGAAGAUAAAUGGUCAAAGCGGAAGGCAGAAUGGGAGAAAGAUGAGAAGUUGGAGCGGGAAAAGAUGCUGCUACAGCAAAAAAAUAAAAUGACAAAAAAGUUUGAGUUAGAGUCAGAAGAAGAAAAGAAGAAAAUAAACGAAUCCUACAGUGCUGUCUUUGAGAACUUCAUUCGAGAGAAGGAGGAGCUCUUGAAACAACAUGACAGUGACACCUUGCAAAUAGAGGAGCUGAGAAAGACCAAGGCGGUCAUAGAGGAAGAGUUGCAGACACAAGCUCUCAUCCUAGAGUCACUUAACACAAACCUCUACCAUACCCAGUUGGAACUCCAGAGAGAGAAAGCUGCGGUGGGAAAUCUGGAGAAAACGCUGCAGACCAAGCUUGCUGAAGCUGAGGAAAAGUAUAAGUACACCAUACAGAUCCUGACAAAGGAAAACAAUCAUCUAAGGCAAAAUAUAAUUGCCAAGAAUGAAGAAAUUUAUGAAGGACGUUCUGGGAGAUUGGCUUCUAGUACUGCUUAUGAAGAUGAUUCUGACAUCUUAGAAGAUGAUAACAGCAAAGGACAAGAAUGA
Messenger RNA from Propithecus coquereli (Coquerel's sifaka), 1266 nucleotides. It is a transcript of the gene FLACC1, whose product is annotated as amyotrophic lateral sclerosis 2 (juvenile) chromosome region, candidate 12. Bases 1 to 1266 code for a protein of 421 amino acids. NCBI's taxonomy places the organism in Eukaryota, Metazoa, Chordata, Mammalia, Primates, Indriidae. Gene Ontology annotation, cellular component: outer dense fiber; cytoplasm; sperm fibrous sheath. The record is from RefSeq and is a predicted model, not a curated record. The transcript is spliced from 14 exons.